Molecule: messenger RNA, 5904 nt
Organism: Plasmodium reichenowi
Lineage: Eukaryota; Apicomplexa; Aconoidasida; Haemosporida; Plasmodiidae
Product: serine/threonine protein kinase, putative
Exons: 1
Coding region: 1-5904 (1967 amino acids)
Biological process (GO): intracellular signal transduction; protein phosphorylation
Cellular component (GO): cytoplasm
Molecular function (GO): ATP binding; protein serine/threonine kinase activity
Source: RefSeq, a predicted model, not a curated record
AUGGAUUAUUCUAAUAAUAAGAAAAACGUCAAGGCAAUGAGUCAACAUCAGAAUAAGGAUAGUAGUGAAUACAAUGAAAAUUAUUACAAGAGACAAUACAAUAUUAAGAAUAGAAAGAAUGAAGAAAUAAAGGUUGGAUCAAAUUUAUCUACAAAUAAUGAUGUGUUGCAAUUACCUAGUGUGUUACAUAAUCACAUUCGUAUUGUGAGAACGAAUGAUAGUUGUUUUAAAGAUUAUAUAGUAUUAAGUAAUUUAGGUAAAGGAACAUAUGCUCAAGUUUGGAAAGUAAAACAUAAAAUAACGAAUGAAAUAUAUGCAGCUAAGUUAUUACAACCUAAUCAAUUCCCCAAAGAAUCUUUUAAUAGAAUUGUAGAAAUGUUUACUAAAGAAAUAAUAAAUUUAUCAAUAUGUCAGUGUCCUGGUGUUAUUAAAUUACAUAAAGUUAUAGGAGGAAAAGAAGGAUGGAUAUUAAUACAAGAUUUUGCAAAUGAUGGUACUUUAUGGAAAGAAAAUUUAUCUAGUAAUAUGAAUGAAGCAUUUUUAUAUUUUAUUCAAUUAUUACAAGGCAUGUGGUAUAUACAAGAAAUGAAUAUAGUACAUCGAGAUCUAAAACCUACUAAUAUAUUAAGAUAUGAUAAUAAACGUAUUGUAAUAGCAGAUUUUGGUUGGUCAGAACACAUCGAUUCAUGUAAUUUACAUCCAACUGAAUGGCCAGGCACAUUAGAAAUUAAUCCUCCAGAGGUAUUAAGAAAUACUGGUCCCAUGACAGAAAAAAUAGAUAAUUAUGCUCUAGGUAUGAAUAUGAUAUUAUUUAUAUCUGGAAGAUUUGUAUGUAGACAAAAAGGUAUAGAAUGUUCGAAGGUAGCACAAACCAUUUUAAAGACAGUUCAUAAUUUAAGACAUUCUAAACCACCUAGUAGAUUCAGAGAAAAUUUAAAAGCUUGGGAUUUAUUUGUAAAACUAACAUCAUCAAAUCCAAUAGAAAGACUUAGUCUACAAAAUGUAUUAGAUCAUCCAUGGGUAACAGAAAUGUUGAAUAAUUUCAGUUUACAGAAUUCAAAGUUUUUGUGGCAUGAGAAAGUAAAAAGUAGAUGGAUAUAUUUACUAUCUAAUAAUUGGGACUUUUUUAAAAACAUAUCUUCAAUCUCUUCCUCAACCAACAACAACAACAAUAAUAAUAAUAAUAAUAAUAAUAACAAUAUUAAUAAUAAUAAUAAUAAUAAUAAUGAGGGUAGUAAAAGUAUAAUUAAUACUAGUCACAAUAAUAAUAAUAACAAUAGUAGUAACACAAAAAUUAUUGGAAAAUAUAAUGAUAUGGAUAAUCAACAUAACUUAUCCUCAACGAGUACCAAAAAUAAUAAAAACACGCUCAUCAUUGACAACGAGAAAAAUAAUAAGGAGAAGACUAACAAGUAUUCACGCUCAUGUCUCAAAAACGAUUAUGAAUUACUCUUUUAUAUGAUGAAGAAUAAUUUUAAAGGGAAAAUUAAUUGCUGCUCAGUCAAAAAAAAUGAAAUUCCCAAAAUAGAAAAUAUACAAGAAAUCAAAAAUGGCGAGGGUAAAGACCAAAAUGAGCUCAUGCAAAAUAUAGAAAAUAUGGAACAUUCUGGAAAUAUAGACAAACUAGAAAUUAUGAAAAAAAGUGAGAAUAUAAGAAUGUAUGACCAAACCAAUGUCGACCAACACAAAUAUAACAAUGAUGUGGAUGAAGAUAAAUAUAAAAACGAUGUUGAUGAAGAUAAAUAUAAAAACGAUGUGGAUGAAGAUAAAUAUAAAAACGAUGUUGAUGAAGAUAAAUAUAAUAACAACAUGGAUAAUAAUAUGGAUAACCAUCAAACUAAUAGAAGUAGUAAAUUUGAUGAUAUGCAAAUUAAUAGAAAUAACAAUAUGGGUGAUCAAUAUCUUCCUUAUAAUAAUGAUAAAGAAAUACAACACAUUACUACAAAAAAUAAGGACUAUAAUAGUAAGAAUUAUAUAGCCAAUAUUCAAAAAAAAAAAAAUAUAACAAUUCCAAAAAAUCAUAUGAUGAAUAUACCAAGUGCAACAUCUCACGAGAUAAAUAAAGAAUACAAAAUGAAUAGACAAAUUGGUGUCGUUCCCAAAGGUUAUUACGACCACAACAAUCAUAAUAUAAAUAAUAAUAAUGAUAAUAAUAAUAAUUACAAUCAUAUCCUCUAUAAUAAUAGACGACAUGCACACAAGGAUCAUAUUGUUGUAAACUCAAAUAAUUGUACAAGAAAAUGUAAAAAUAAUCAUGCAGAAGAACAGAAAGAAGUUUUUAUCAUCAGCGAUAGUUUUGAAGAAAACGCUAGAGGUACUUAUGACAAAAAUAAAAAUAAUAAAAAGAAAAAGAACAGUAAAAAAUGUGAUCCUAUAAACAAAAAAGAUAUAGAUCAUAGAAAAGAUAUGAACAUGCAAUUUAAUCAUGAGGAAGAUAUAAAUAAGUAUUACAAUAAAUACAAAACGAUGAAUGAAAAAGUGUUUUAUAACAAAAAUGAACUCCUUAUCCACAAUAAUGAUAAUAAUAAUAAUAAUAAUAUAUAUAAUAAAGUUAAUGAAAAUGUUGAUGUGUAUAACCAAAAUGCAGAUUCUACUGAGAGCAUGAGACGUACAAAAGGACACACAUUUAACAAACAAGAGAACAGAAGGACAUGCAGUCAGAUAUACGAUGAUAACAUCUAUGAUGAUAAUAGAUAUUUUGACGAAGGGAAAGCUAAUCUGGAUACAUAUCAAAAUGACAAGAAUGGUAUGAGUAAUAUUAAAAAUGUUGAACGUCAUAUAAAUGGGAACAAUGAAGAAGAUGUAGAUAAUGAUGGAAAUGUAUAUGAAGAUAAUAAAAAAGAAGAGGAGGAGGAAGACGAAGAAGAUAACGAUGACGACAGCGAUGGUGAUCAUGAACAUGAACACAAACUUAAUAACACUAACGAAAAUAUAGAUAAUCAAGAUGAAGAAGAAGACGACGAAGAAGACGACGAAGAAGACGACGAAGAAGACGACGACGAAGAAGAAGACGAAGAUGAAGACAAUAACGAUAACGAUGAUAAUAGCGAUGAUGAUGAUGAUGACGAUAAUAAUGAUAACAAUGAUGAUAAUAACAGCGGGAAAAAAAACAGAGACAGACAUAUAUAUAACUACCAUAAUUAUAUUACUUAUUUAAAAAAAAACAAACAAAUGAAUGACAAAACAAAUGGAGAUAUGAAAAACGUACAAGACAAGUGCUCAAAUAUAAGAGAUACUGAAGAUUUUAUACAUUACAAUCAAAAGAAAUCUAGUUCUUUACUUUUAUCUGAUGUAGACAACAUGAAAAAAUUUUUGAAAAAUUAUAAAAAGCAAAUACAUGACGCCAAAGGGGUAUUAUCCAAAACGACAUUCAAAAUGAGCGAUCUGAUGAGGAAAAAGUACAAAGAACAAAAUUGUAUUAAGAAAAAGGAUACAUCUACAAAAGAUAUUGUUAUAAAUCCCAUGUUAAAUAAUAAUAGAAAUGAUGUGAACAAUAUUGAAAAGGUAAAAUAUAAAGAUGAGAAAAAUAAAAAUGACUGUACUUAUGUAAAAGAAGAAGGAAAAAAAUGUAGAGACAUAAAAAAAAUUGAACAUAUAUAUAAUUAUGAUUCUGAUAAGAUGGAUAAUGUGAGUCAUUAUCAAUAUGAUACACAUUAUAAGAAGGAGAGGAUAAAAGCAUUGUCAGGAAAAAAUAUAAGUGUGGAAGAUAUUAAUUUUAGGUGGCAUCAGGAUAAAGCAACCAUAUUAUCACAACAAAACGGGAGUAAUAUAUCAAGAGAAAGUAAGGAUUCGAAAAAGAUAGAUACGAUUCCCAAUAAAAAUAAUGUGGAUGCAACAAUUAAAUAUAUGAAUUUGUAUAAUAAUAAUAAUAAUAAUAAUAAUAAUAAAAAUAAUGAUAUGGGUAAGGACCUUUUUAUAAAACAAAAUGAUAAAAAUACUAACCAAUAUAUUAAUAAAUAUGAAGAAGAAUAUAACAUCUUUUUAGAGCGCUUAAAUUAUAAAAAAAAAAACAAAAGAGAUAACACAAUGAAUAAUACUAAUUGUAGAAACAAUAUUAAUGAUAAGGCUAUGAAUAUCAAAAAAGAUGAUAAGAAAAAUAUGUUGCCAAGGUUAUUAUUAAAAAUAAAUAAAAUAUUGGAUGACAAUAAUUUAGAUGAUAAAAAAGAAAAGAAUGAAAGAUAUAUGAGAAAUAAAUAUUAUGAUGGUAUAAAUAACAUGAAGGAAUGUUUUAAUAUAAAUAUUACACAUGAUAUAGUUGAAUUGGAAAAAGCAUCAAGCUAUGAUAAAUACAACGAAUAUAAUAAAUACAAUAAGUACCAUAAGUACAACAAAAAAUACAACGAUAGUUGUAUUAAUUCUUCUUAUUGUAGUACAUAUAAAAAUGAAGAUCAUAAAAUUGAAUUAAGACAUAAUCGAGAUUCUACUAAAGAAACAGAUACUCUUUUAUCUGACAAGAAAUGUAGUUUUAAAAACAAAAGUACUUAUGAUUAUUUGAAGCAGAACAAUUUAAAUAUGUCCAUAGGAAAAAGAAGAGAUACAUAUAAAAACGAUAUUAUCAACAUCUUAAACGAAAAAGAAGAACAAGUGGGAGAUGUGCUCAAGGAAGAGGAUUCAUAUAAACAGACUGACAAAAAAGUAGAUGUAGAAAUAUAUAGAAACGAAAAAAAAAAUUCUUUGGAUAUUAGCAAUAAUAUUAUUAUUAACAACUUUAUGAAUAAUACUUAUCAUCAUAAAAAUAAUAGUAUCGAAAAAAGAACAGACAGUCCUAUGAAAUAUUAUAUGGAUACAUUAAAUUAUUUUGAUAAUAAUAAAAAUAUGUUGGAUAUGCAUAAGGAUAAAGAAAAGGUUUUGAUGAUGAGUAAUGAUCAAAAGAAAAGUGGCCUUUAUAAUUAUGAUAUGAAUAAUAAUGAUGAUAAGGAGGAUACCUUUACUAAAUUGUUAAUCAACAAAAAUGAAAGAGUUAAAAAAUAUAACUAUCAAAGAGAUGUCGAUGUAGAGAUGAUAAAAAAGAAAAUAAAUAAUACAGUAAUAAAUAGAGAAGAUAAAAAAAAUCUUAAUUAUGACGAAAGCAUUAUGAUAGAAAGUGUGAACAAUGGAUAUGAUAAUAUAUUUAUUGGAAAGAAAAAAAAUGAUGAUGCUAAACAAAAUAAUAUACCAUCAUAUAAUAUACAUACCUAUGAUAAUAACAUGGAAUCCAUAAAAUAUAAUAUAAAAGAAGACAAAAAAAAAAAAAAGAAUGUUCAUAAUUUUAACAAUCAUGAUAAUGAUAUGAGUAAUAAUUUGUAUAGACAUCGUAAGAAUUCAUUUUCUUCUAUAAAUACACAAGAACCAAAAAUAUAUGAUAGUACAAAAUAUAGUCACAAUGAAUCUUUGUGCUCAUUUAAAAAAGUUCAAGAAGAUAAAAUCUUGGAAGAAUUAAUAAACGGAGAAAGCAUAGGUACAACUGAAGCUACAACUGAAACCGAAACAUUUGUUGAUAAAAAUUAUAAUAAUGAAAAAAAACAAUGUGCUUAUUUUUCUGUUCAUAAUAAUAUAAAGAUUUAUAAUAAGUCUUCAACUAUAACUUUAGAUGAUAGUAUAAAAGAAAGUUCCGUAAAAAAUUCAAGCUGUUCAACAUUUGAUUACAGUGAUUUAGAGUUUCAAUAUUUUUCAAACAAGGAAAAUAUCGUAGAUUCUUAUAAUACAGAAUAUAAAUAUGGUCCAAGAGAAUUAGGAGAUAUAUCUAGGUACGAAAAUAAAUCAACACUUGCAGAGAAAAAAAAAAAUCACACGAAACAAAAUGAAGUGCACCAUCAUAAUAUAGUAGGAAAGAAAAAAGCUGUGGACCAUAUAAAUAAUUUUACUCUGGAGAAUAAUGAUAUUUUCUUAAAAAUGCAUGACAUCCAAAAUAUAACCAAGGUCUAA